CGAACCCACGCAACGUUGCCAUAAUGGGUAGCUUUCUUGUCCAAGCGGCUAAAACAAAACCUAAUUUCUACGUUAAUGGCGGUCAUGGUGGACAGUGAAGCUUUGGACGCCCAUGCCAAAUCCCACUUUCAAACUCGAGAAAACCAAUGGGGGCUGAAAUGGCAAUCAGGAAACACUCAAAAAUUGUAACCAUAACCCCCACAGAACCUUCACUCUGCCACGUACCCGAUUCCUUUUUCCAUCAUUUACAUCUCAAUUCUUCCUCCACUUUCAUUCCCCCAAUCCAAUUUCAUAUAUAUUCUCUCCCUCCCCCUCCCUUUCUUCCCUUCCCAAUUUGCGUUCGCUUCCAACGAUUCUCCAUUACCCACUGCCUAAUUUCUCUGCUUCUUCUGAGAUUUUGGAAGUACCGCGCUUUCGAGAUGUCUUCUCCAAGCAAAAGGAGAGAAAUGGAUGUCAUGAAAUUGAUGAUGAGUGACUACAACGUGGAGAUGAUAAACGAUGGACUAAACGAAUUCAACGUGGAGUUCCACGGUCCCAAAGAAAGCUUAUAUGAAACUGGUGUUUGGAAAAUCCGUGUUGAGCUUCCCGACGCGUAUCCAUAUAAGUCUCCUUCAAUUGGCUUUGUGAACAAGAUAUUCCACCCAAAUGUUGAUGAACUAUCUGGUUCUGUGUGCUUGGAUGUGAUUAAUCAGUCUUGGAGUCCGAUGUUCGAUCUUUUAAACGUUUUCGAGGUUUUUCUUCCCCAGCUUCUUCUUUAUCCCAAUCCUUCAGACCCCCUUAACGGCGAUGCAGCAUCGCUUAUGAUGAAGGACCGGAAGCAGUACGAUGAAAAAGUUAAAGAGUACUGCGAAAAGUAUGCAAAGGAGAACACAGCAGAAGAUGACAGUGAAGAAGAGGAUGAAAUGAGCGAUAACGAAAGCAGUUCGAGUGACGGGGAUGUUACUCGACAUGCCGAUCCAUGAUUGAAAGCUAAGUCAUUAUAUCGAUCGUUUCUCCAUUUAGCAGCAACAACUAAAUUUACAUGUUUGGCUUUCCAUAGGUGUACUGGCUGUACGAUUAUAUCGAAAAUGCCCAACAGAGAGUUUUAGAUGUCUCUUAGAUUUUCAUGGCAAUGCUGUGUUAAGUGACUUCAAAUGUAAAAACGGUCCAGUAGGGGAAACAAAGCAAGUUGACAAUAUUUUAUCAGUUAAUGAAAUAGUCUGUGAAACUUUGGUUUGCUUAGCCCA
Molecule: messenger RNA, 1226 nt
Organism: Cucurbita moschata (crookneck pumpkin)
Lineage: Eukaryota; Viridiplantae; Streptophyta; Magnoliopsida; Cucurbitales; Cucurbitaceae
Product: ubiquitin-conjugating enzyme E2 5-like
Exons: 7
Coding region: 147-962 (271 amino acids)
Biological process (GO): protein polyubiquitination; ubiquitin-dependent protein catabolic process
Cellular component (GO): nucleus
Molecular function (GO): ubiquitin conjugating enzyme activity
Source: RefSeq, a predicted model, not a curated record